GCUUGGCCCACUCUCUCUCCUUCUCAGGGUUUUACCUUCUCUCUCUUCCCGACUCCAAACCCUGCAUCUCCUCUCUCUCUCAUCCAAUUCCUAAUUGUCUCCCUCUCCCUCUCUCGUUCACCGUUGCUUAUAACAAACCCUAACAGCAAUGAAAGUCAAGGUCAUAUCGCGCUCAACAGACGAAUUCACUCGCGAACGGAGUAAUGAUCUCCAGAGAGUGUUUCGAAACUUCGACCCAAGCCUGCGAACGCAAGAGAAGGCGGUCGAAUAUGUUCGGGCUCUUAACGCAGCCAAAAUGGACAAGAUAUUUGCAAGGCCAUUUGUUGGAGCAAUGGAUGGGCAUAUAGACUCAGUUUCAUGUAUGGCUAAGAACCCGAAUCACUUGAAAGGGAUAUUUUCUGGUUCCAUGGACGGAGAUAUUCGCCUUUGGGACAUAGCAUCCAGGCGGACAAUUUGUCAGUUUCCUGGUCACCAAGGUGCUGUACGUGGUCUGACAGCGUCUACAGAUGGACGUAUUCUUGUAUCAUGUGGUACCGAUUGCACCGUCAGACUGUGGAAUGUUCCUCUUGCUACUGGUAUGGAGUCAGAUGACUUGUCUGAUAAUUCUGCUAAGCAAUUGGCUGCUUAUGUUUGGAAAAAUGCUUUCUGGGCCGUUGAUCACCAAUGUGAUGGUAAUCUGUUUGCCACGGCUGGAGCUCAAGUAGACAUAUGGGAUCACAACAGGUUUGAUCUGAACUUGUUUCGAUUUUUCCCUAGUUUCUUGAAUUAUAGAAACUUCACAUGCCAUUUUCUCCUCAAAAAUAGGUCUCAGCCAGUGAAUAGUUUUGAGUGGGGAAAAGACACAGUUAUAUCUGUUCGAUUUAAUCCUGGAGAACCAAAUGUCUUGGCAACAUCAGCUAGUGAUCGUAGCAUAGCGAUUUAUGAUUUGCGAAUGUCGUCCCCGACAACUAAGCUUAUUAUGAGGACCAAAACUAAUUCCAUAUCUUGGAAUCCAAUGGAGCCGAUGAAUUUAACAGCUGCAAAUGAGGAUUGCAAUUGCUAUAGCUAUGAUGCUAGAAAAUUAGAUGAAGCCAAGUGUGUACACAAGGAUCAUGUUUCUGCAGUGAUGGAUAUUGAUUACUCUCCAACUGGACGUGAAUUUGUGACUGGAUCUUAUGACAGAACGAUAAGAAUAUUUCAGUAUAAUGGUGGCCACAGCAGGGAAAUCUACCAUACUAAACGAAUGCAAAGGGUAUUUUGCGCCAAGUUCAGCUGCGAUGGGAGUUAUGUUAUCUCAGGGAGUGAUGAUACCAAUCUUCGGCUUUGGAAGGCCAAUGCAUCUGAACAAUUGGGCGUUCUUCUACCAAGGGAACGUAAAAAUCAUGAGUAUCGGGAGGCUGUCAAGAAUCGCUAUAAGCACCUUCCUGAAGUUAAGCGUAUUGUGAGGCACAGGCACUUGCCGAAGCCAAUAUUCAAGGCAUCUGCCCUUCGACGAAUUAUGAUUGAUGCUGAGAGAAAGAAAGAUGCGAGGAGGAUGGCUCAUAGUGCCCCGGGAAGCAUUCCAAGGGAGUCAAUACGGAAAAAGAGAAUCAUUAAAGAAGUUGAGUGAUGUGUUAUGUACAAAAGAAACAGAUGCAGUUAUAGCAUGUGUGUAAACAUAGUUCGGUUGAGUGCUUGGAAGAUAAGUUAUUUCCUUUCUCAGCUUGAAGGCGAUGCUUUGGUAGUUUCUGAAAAUUUCUCCCUCAACCAAUUCAUCGGAUUUGGACAGAAUGAAACUCUUCGUACGAGGACAGAACAUUGUGAGGAGGUAAGAAACCGUCUUAACAGUUUUGGCAGACACAGUUAAUCCAUCGACGUAGUCAAAUACUAGGCGUAUUUUCUACAUUUAAGAGUUAUCAACUUCUUGUAAUGUAUGGUUUUCUUGUCAUGUGGUUUAUUUUGGGAAGGAAUUUUGGGUGCUCUUUGUUUUGUUGAACCUUCAAGAUCUUUUGUUCUUCCAUAUGCUUGUUUUGGACCAAAUUGUGGUGUAUAUAAACCUUAGCGUCGUUCUUGCA
This is a messenger RNA of Rhododendron vialii, 2033 nucleotides long. RefSeq lists its product as uncharacterized. Gene Ontology annotation, cellular component: small-subunit processome; nucleolus. Gene Ontology annotation, biological process: maturation of SSU-rRNA from tricistronic rRNA transcript (SSU-rRNA, 5.8S rRNA, LSU-rRNA). The record is from RefSeq and is a predicted model, not a curated record. The transcript has 16 exons. Gene Ontology annotation, molecular function: protein binding. Lineage: Eukaryota; Viridiplantae; Streptophyta; Magnoliopsida; Ericales; Ericaceae. Bases 149 to 1588 code for a protein of 479 amino acids.